Molecule: messenger RNA, 503 nt
Organism: Nematolebias whitei (Rio pearlfish)
Lineage: Eukaryota; Metazoa; Chordata; Actinopteri; Cyprinodontiformes; Rivulidae
Product: complement component C7
Exons: 4
Molecular function (GO): protein binding
Source: RefSeq, a predicted model, not a curated record
GUGUUCAGAGGGUUCAUUGCCAGUGGGGGUCGUUUGGCAGUUGGUCAGAAUGUGAUCCGUGCACCAAACUACAGACGAGAAGCCGGGCCAUGGCUGUCUACGUUCAGUUUGGUGGGAACCCCUGCGAUGGCGGGCGGACGGAGACCAGGUCCUGUGAAACCACGCAAGGUUGCCCCUUGGAGGACGGAUGUGGAGACAGGUUUCGUUGUCAAUCAGGAAAGUGUGUCAGCAAGUCUCUGCUGUGUAACGGAGAUCAGGACUGUGAAGGAGACGGACUCGACGAACGAGUCUGUGAUGCUAUCAAAUACAUUAUAUGUGGAGUUCAACCCAUAACUCCGCCUAACAUUGAUUUGAUUGGACUUGGGUUUGAUGUGGUGACCGGAAAGACGAGAGGCAGUGUCAUCAACACAAAGAGCUUUGGGGGUCAGUGUCGAUCCGUCUUCAGUGGCGUCAACAACAGGCUCUAUCGGCUGCCUCUCAGUACCAUUCAGUACAACUUUUUG